AUGCCGAACGAUGACCGAUUCACCGAUACAAUUUCACGCAACACUUCCGUGCAAUCCGCUAUUGAACGUUUUGAUCAGCGUAAACCGAUGAUUAUGCAGAGCCGCCCUUCCCGAUCCGGCUCCUCGAAGUCGUCUCCAGAAAGCACAACAUCCACGCCAAUGAAAUACAGCUUGGAUCCGAAGAUCUAUCCGGCCCCACCAGUGCCAUUGCCGAGGAAAACGUCGUCACCUCCCAUGACUUCCGAAAUGGCAGCAUCCGAAAAGCAGCCAAUCCGUAAUGAUAGGGCUAGGUCAAACCCUCCCAACCCGGACGUGGUUCGCCCUGCUCGUGAUGAUGUAAUUUUUCACCCAAUGAGGGCGCUAAGCCAACCGGGUUUUCGACCAAAUCACUUUGGUGCGGGGAUAACUGGCGUCUACAAGCAGACCCUGAACGCUUCGAUUGACGGUUCUGAAGACGACGGCUACGGCGACGAGCUAGAUAUGUCGCCACCGCGAAAGGAACCUGAUGUCUUGGAAGAGGAUGCAAAACAAAUUUCUCCUACUCCGCAACUUCCUCCCAUACCCACGUAUACUGGUCAGGUGGGUAUUUCAAAUGUGUUAUUACCACAGUCUAUUACCAGAUUAUUCUAUUAA
Cooperia oncophora is the source of this 633-nucleotide messenger RNA. The record is from the annotation of a GenBank genome assembly. NCBI's taxonomy places the organism in Eukaryota, Metazoa, Nematoda, Chromadorea, Rhabditida, Trichostrongylidae.